Messenger RNA from Alexandromys fortis (reed vole), 1229 nucleotides. RefSeq names its product ribosomal protein L3 (gene Rpl3). Lineage: Eukaryota; Metazoa; Chordata; Mammalia; Rodentia; Cricetidae. The record is from RefSeq and is a predicted model, not a curated record. The transcript is spliced from 9 exons. Gene Ontology annotation, biological process: translation. Bases 109 to 1173 code for a protein of 354 amino acids. Gene Ontology annotation, cellular component: cytosolic large ribosomal subunit; ribosome. Gene Ontology annotation, molecular function: RNA binding; structural constituent of ribosome.
CUCUGCGGCAGCACGCUCGCACGCUGAGUGGGCGGAGCCAUCAGGAGGCUUUAUAUAGUCUGCCCCACGGCCUGGCCGGCCUCUAUCGGCGGCGGCGUGUGACGAGAAAUGUCUCACAGGAAGUUCUCUGCUCCCAGGCAUGGGUCCUUGGGCUUCUUGCCGCGGAAGCGCAGCAGCAGGCAUCGUGGGAAAGUGAAGAGCUUCCCCAAGGAUGACCCUUCCAAGCCUGUUCACCUCACAGCCUUUCUAGGCUACAAGGCUGGCAUGACCCACAUUGUCCGGGAGGUUGACAGACCAGGAUCCAAGGUAAACAAGAAAGAAGUCGUGGAGGCUGUAACCAUUGUGGAAACACCACCUAUGGUAGUUGUGGGCAUCGUGGGAUAUGUCGAAACCCCACGAGGUCUCCGCACCUUCAAGACAGUAUUUGCUGAGCACAUCAGUGAUGAGUGUAAAAGGCGGUUCUACAAGAACUGGCAAAAAUCUAAGAAGAAGGCACACUUGAUGGAGAUCCAGCUAAAUGGGGGCACUGUGGCUGAGAAGCUGGACUGGGCCCGAGAGAGGCUGGAGCAGCAGGUUCCUGUGAACCAGGUGUUUGGUCAGGAUGAGAUGAUUGAUGUCAUUGGAGUGACAAAAGGCAAAGGCUACAAAGGGGUGACGAGUCGUUGGCAUACAAAGAAACUGCCCCGCAAGACCCAUCGAGGGUUGCGCAAGGUUGCCUGUAUUGGUGCUUGGCACCCUGCCCGAGUGGCCUUCUCUGUGGCUCGGGCUGGGCAGAAAGGCUACCAUCAUCGGACAGAAAUCAACAAGAAGAUUUACAAGAUUGGUCAGGGCUACCUUAUCAAGGAUGGCAAGCUGAUCAAGAACAAUGCAUCUACCGACUAUGACCUUUCUGACAAGAGCAUCAACCCACUGGGUGGCUUUGUCCAUUAUGGUGAGGUAACCAAUGACUUCAUCAUGCUCAAAGGCUGUGUGGUGGGAACCAAGAAGCGAGUGCUCACACUCCGCAAGUCCUUGCUGGUGCAGACCAAACGGCGGGCUCUGGAGAAGAUUGACCUGAAAUUCAUUGACACCACCUCCAAGUUUGGCCACGGUCGUUUCCAGACCAUGGAGGAGAAGAAAGCAUUCAUGGGACCACUCAAGAAAGACCGCAUUGCCAAGGAAGAAGGUGCUUAAUGCCAGAAUUUGCUUGACUGGUGUGGUUGGUCUCAAUAAAAACUUUUUCAGUGAAA